Molecule: messenger RNA, 1848 nt
Organism: Melampsora larici-populina 98AG31
Lineage: Eukaryota; Fungi; Basidiomycota; Pucciniomycetes; Pucciniales; Melampsoraceae
Exons: 2
Coding region: 1-1848 (615 amino acids)
Source: RefSeq, a predicted model, not a curated record
AUGCCCAACAUGACGCCAAUGAUCAGAAUUUUCUUAGCCAUGUCCAUAAUUAACAACAUCGUCUGCAACCCUAUGGACAACUCCCUUCAAAUGAACGUGAUCCAUUCGAAUACUGUAACAAAUGAGGGGGUUCAUGAAAGUCUAGGCAUAUCUGGCUUACAAAACGAAGCUUUUGUACCACAAGAAAAAGUACAAGAACCCUGCACAAUUGCCGAUUUCGUCACAUCCGGGCAGAACAGUUUAGGAAAGAUAAACUCUUCAAGCGAUACAGAAAAGUCCAAGGGAAAGAAACUCUUUCGUUUUGAUUUGAACCUUCGAUAUGAACCACAAUGUACCGAGGAGGAUGAUCGAGAGCCCAAGCGUAGAAAGAUAAACGAUUGUAGAGAAACGGAUAAAGACAUUCUAGAGGUGGAAACCCCUGAUCCUGAUCAAUGUCAAUAUUCCUCAUCAAGUGAUUCCAUGGGAUUACUUGGCAAGAAAAAUGAACAAUCCAGAGUCAGGGGAAAGGCAAGUGGCUGCAUGAACAGCGUCUCAACUGAGCCUGAGGUUCACUCCUCGACAACAACCAAAAGUCAAUCCCAGCAGGGAAUCAAUCAGAUGUUUGGUAAGAUGAUCGAUCAGGGACGCCAGGUAGGUUCCCAAACAGGUCUUGGCAACCAGAUGAAAGAUUGGUUCAAAGAACUCAAGAAAGAUAUAGCUAGCAAACACGUCAAUUCGGCCAUUUUUAAACAAGAAUUAAGGAAGAUCUUCAGGACAAUAUCAAAAGCAUAUCGUCAUGUCACACUUGUAUUUCUAGGAAGUCUUCAAGUCAUUCACUCAACAAAAAAAGAAGAAAUGCAGGAACUGGUUCAUGAUGGAUGGGCUUUCAUUGUCAAUUAUAUGGAGGUAUGGAGAUGGAUCGACUUGGAGAAUUCUCAUGUUCCAGCAAUGGAUGUUAAACCAGAAGAGCUUGAGAUAGAAAACCCUCUUGAAUUGUGGCACUAUUUGAUGGGGUUAGCAAGAACCUCAAGAAUCUCUGUAAUUCUUCUUUGGCGUCUUUGUAAUCAUUGGUACCAUUUAUCUUCCUACAAGGACAAAAUGAUGAUAAAAACCCCUCAAGACUUACAUGUGAGAUGGCAUUACCAUCUAGCCAAAGCCAAUUUACUCUCAGAUUGGGAGAUAGAGCCUCCGGCUACCAUAUUCAGCUUGGGGCAGUCUAGUCUUGAGACUAAUAUGAUAAACACUAAAUCUCUGUACAGACUUAUACGGAAGGAGAAUUUUUCUGUGGCAGAUGGAAGAACUAAAAGAUUUGUUGGAAUACUUAGAGAGGUGGGAAAAAAGGCUUUGAGUGCACUUAAUCUACAACAAUCACCAUUUGAAUUUCUUCAAACCUAUUGCCAAAAAAUGAAAAACAAAAACUUACAGUUACCUCAAGAAUGGAAAGGAAACUUUGAAUCAUUGAAGCAAAAGACAAUGUUUGGAAUGAUUCCUUGCUUUCUGGGAAUGAUCCACCUUCUUCAUCCUAUUGAGGUUUCAAAAGAUCAACCUAAUCCUGCAGUACUUGAUGGCUUGAAGUUCAUGCAAGUAUUUUUGAAAGGAUGGGAAAAAGAUGACUUGGAGAAGGCUUUUAGAACAGAUCCAAUUGAGAUCAGGAGACUUGCUAGAACUGAUGAUCCUUCUACAGUUCUGUUGGCUUACUUGAUGAAUUUGAAACCUUCUCCUGAUCACAGGCUUGCUUCAAAGAUUUUUUGGCAAUUAUUUCAGGUUUGGCAAAGAUGGCAAGGCUCUGGGUUUCUGAACAAGAACCCACUUUCCACAAAAAUUGAUUUUGACAAUGCCAUACAGAUGGCAUAUGCUGACUUUCAAUAG